AUGGAAGCAUCUUCUACACCCAUUCGUGCAAAAUCUAGUUCUGUAAAUGUCUUUGAUAUCACGGAUAGUGACGAUCCAAAAUCUAGUCCUGUAAAUGUAAUUGUUAUCACUGAUAGCGACGAUGAACCUGCUCUUUCUCACAACAUUUCACUUUCAACAUGUUUUGGAGAAGUAAAAGGAAAGAACUUGGACAACAAUCAUUCUCAAAACAAUGAGGAAAAUUUGGACUUUGGUGAAGAUAUCUUAUUUUCUGCAAAUACCAAGAGAAAACGAAAUUCUAAUGUCGUUAUGAGUGAGUCUGAAAGUGAUCAUGAUGAUGAUGAUGAUGAUAUGAACAACUCUCUAACUACUGCUAAUUUAGAGGUUGACAAGGUUGUUGACACUCAAAGGCCAAGGCGCCGUCUACAGACUCUAAGGAAACUCGAAAGCAAAAGUCAGAAUGAUGAAAUAUCUUCAGGUAGACAUCAUAAGGGUAAGCAUCUGCAAAGUAUUCCAACAAAUGAUGAUGAUGAAUUAGAAGAGGAUUCGACAUACAGUGAGGAAGGAAACAAUAUUGAUUUUAUUGGUGAUGAUUUUGAUGCAUCUGAUUGUGAAGACAUGUCUAAUAAUUCACUAGAUGGGUCUAAUAGUGACGCGGAAUCUAAUACGAGUAACAAGAAUUCUAAUUUUCAAGAUGUAUCUGAUAUGCAAGGUAGUCAAUGUAAUUCUCUGUCAACGUGUUCUGCAGCAGAAAAGGGAAAGAAUUUGUACUCCAAUUAUGAUCAAAGCAACGAGGAAGAUUCUGAUUUUGUUGAAGAUCUCUUAUGUGCUGUAAUUCCGAAAAGGAAACGGACUCGUAAUGUCUUUAUUAGUGAGUAUGAAAAUGAUGAUGAUGAUAAACCGAUUAGUAAACUUAUAAGGAAUCGUGUUCAGGAAAGAAGUGCUGAUGAGUUAGUAAAUGUUGUUGAUGAUGAUGGUGAUGAUGGUGAUGAUGAUGAUGAUGAUAUGCUGAUUAGUCAACUUGUAAGGAGGAAGGAAGAGAGUAGGCGCCGCCGUCGAAGGCCUCUAAGAAAAUGUGUAACCAAAAGUCAUGAUGAUAAGGUCAACUAUCAGCAAAGUAUUCCAACAAAUGAUGAUGCUGAAUCAAUAGAGGACUUAUCACAAAGUGAGGAAGGAAACUCGAAAGGUUUUAUUGUUGAUGAUUUUGAUGUAUCUAGUUGUGAAGUCACCUCUAGCAAGUCACAAGAUGGAGGACAUAAUGGUGAUGUCGACUCUGAUUUGAAUAACUUACAAGAUUUACAAGAUCAUAGCAAGGAUUCUGAUUCGAGUGAUGCAUCUGACGAGGGCAUUAACUUAAGUAAGAUAUAUUCCAAAAUUCAGAGGAAAAAGAAGCACAAAAUUAAGUGGGAAUCGGAGGUUGAUAUGUGUGCUGACUUCGGAAAGGAUCAAGUGUUAUGUAUGAAGGCUGUAUGUGUUCUUUUUCGACAGCAAACUCCUGAGGAGCAGACGAACUUUGUAACAUUGAACCGCAACGGGCGUGGAUUUAGCUCUUUUGAUGCUGACAGAGGCAGUACUUUAGCUUAUUUCCUCACUGGUGGCAAUCCUUAUGGUGGAUUAAAGAAGACUGUAGAGGAAUUACAAAAAUUUGACUCCGAAGGAGUUGAAACUUGCGAAACACUUGCUUUUAACUACUCAAAACAACUACAUGAAAUUUUCAAGAACAAAGAGGAUCCAUUUUUCCCUUGACUAUCA
Messenger RNA from Medicago truncatula (barrel medic), 1731 nucleotides. RefSeq lists its product as uncharacterized. The transcript is spliced from 2 exons. NCBI's taxonomy places the organism in Eukaryota, Viridiplantae, Streptophyta, Magnoliopsida, Fabales, Fabaceae. The record is from RefSeq and is a predicted model, not a curated record. Bases 1 to 1725 code for a protein of 574 amino acids.